AGAAAAUUUCAGUGUGAAGUGGGAAACAAUCACUUGUACAAAUCAGAUGGAUUUACGACGCAGUCUGAUAAAGCAGCAAAGAAAAAGAAAAUCAUCCGAACCUAGGAUCGGAUCAUCAGCAGCCACGUGAUGUCGCGAUUUGCGACAGUUCUCCAGCGAUCCGCUUUUGGUCUACCACCAAUCGGAAGGCUAAGAAAUAGUGCCAGAUCCGCAUGCCGCUAGUGCCACGGUGAAGCGAUGUCGCGGCGAUGAGAUGGAUGUCAUGCCGAAAGUUUCGACCGUGUAGACCUGUCGCACAACCGACCCAGCUCUAUUAGCUACCAGUAUCAAAAUGCCCAGCUCUUGUAAAGAAAUAAGAGCUGCCCUGGCGCAAUGCCUCCAGGAAUCCGAAUGCGUCAUGGUCCAGCGACACACGGCCGCCGAAUGUCUACGGUCACCUCUGGCCGAGACGCUCCCUACCAAGUGCCAGCAGCUCAAGAAGGGCUUCGGCGACUGCCGCCGCGGCAUGAUCGACAUGCGCCUUAGGUUCCGGGGCAACAUGCCCGUCACCUUCAAGCAGCUUGAGGACACGGAGGACGAUGGCAAGGGAUACCAGCUGUACGCGGGGCGGAGUGCGUUUGCCAGUGGUGUAAAGAGGACCGACGGCAACGAGAAGGAGCCCGAGGACUGGAGGGAGGCCGAGAACCGCAAAUACAGGGAGGAUCAAAAACAGAAGCUGGAGGGGUUCCAAAAGAAGUGAUAGUCAAGCCAGCGUAGGGCUUACCUUGUAGGUUCUGGAGGUAUUAGCCUCUGCCCAUGAGAACCGACCGAAUGUACGACCAGGGAUGAUAUACAUGUGCUAUUACAACAGACUCGCCAUCAUAGGCAUUCCUUCUCACAGGGUGACCAUGCUUUCUUGGCCACAAUCUAUCUCAAGACAUACGCAGGCUCGGGAUUGAUGAUGUACAUCUAGAUAUAUGAAAUGCAUCCGAGUGCUAAAUCACCAAACAGACCGACCAUAUACGCUCGAUGCGAUUAUCUGGCGGUUCAGCGGAGGUCAUAGGCCUCCUCGACUGACCA
This is a messenger RNA of Pyricularia oryzae 70-15, 1059 nucleotides long. RefSeq lists its product as uncharacterized. The coding region runs from base 332 to 739 and encodes 135 amino acids. NCBI's taxonomy places the organism in Eukaryota, Fungi, Ascomycota, Sordariomycetes, Magnaporthales, Pyriculariaceae. The record is from RefSeq and is a predicted model, not a curated record. The transcript is spliced from 2 exons. Gene Ontology annotation, biological process: mitochondrial respiratory chain complex IV assembly. Gene Ontology annotation, cellular component: mitochondrion.